AUGCCCAUUGUCGAAAACGAUCCAUGCGACACCGCCUGCGGCGCCGACCGCGCCGGCGCGAGACUCUCGGAACAGGGGAAGCUUGGACGUAUCGGCGCCGCUUCCGCCGAAAAUCCCUCGACGACGCCACGUCAGUCAAGCCACGGCCCGCGCGUGUAUCCCGUGUCGUCGUUGCUGACUCAGAGGAGCAACCCGAUCAUCAUGAUGACUCAGAUGACACGAGGCGGGUUUCAACUCAUCGCCACCGCCGCCGCCGGUGGGUACGCGCCGCCAUCGGCGGAACGCCGCGUUGGGGACGCUGUGAAUCCGCGACAAAAUCCUGGAUUAGGUUCGCAUAACCCCGCACUUUUUCCGGGUCCACAGGAUGUGCAGGCGCAGCCGUUGCUCGCGGCGCCAUCCCCGCAAGUAGGGGCGGCGGGAGUGACGGGGGAGUCUGCGCCGCCCGCAUGGUGUGCGCCGCGCACGCAGCAGCUGGUGCCGCCGCCCCCGGACGCGCCACGGUCUUACAAUCCGUUACUAUCACGCGCCACGCAAGCCGCGGGAACUUGCGCCCGGUUUCUUUCCGUUGCUGCAUCGCCCCAGUCAGCGUGCGCCGUUGCUGCGCCUCAGUCAACUUGCGCGCAGGGUCUCCCCGUUACUACCGGCGCGGCUCCGCCCCAGUUCCCAUCCCUGUUCUCGGCUGUAUCCCAAGCGGUCUUUACUCCGCCGCCCGCGGCCUCGCUACUGUCACACAACUCGAGUCGCGUUGUCGCUCCAUCAGCUGGACAUUUGUUUCUGAACGACCACCGCAAUGCCAUGGAACAUCAGCAAGAGAAACAAGAGCAGCAGGAUGGAUGGCUGUCACGACAGCACAAGAAACGGUCUCUGGAUUUAAACAAUCUCUUUUUGGAUGAGGCCGAGGACAAGCGCCACUGUGGCACUCAACAGCGCGCUGCUGACUCAGCAGCGUCGGGCGGCAGUGGCGGCGCCAAGCCGUUUGCAUGGAAUGCUACGCCUCCUGGUGCUACUCCUGUUGCCGCUACGUACAAAUCUGCGCCAAGCACGCCCGCGGUUGCAGCUUCGCGGAUUGCUGCUCCCAGCCAUGCCGCAUCUCCUGGAAGCAACGGAGUUGGUGCUGACUCCGCCGUGUCUAAUAACGGAUCGCUUAAUAAAGGAGACGAGGCUCAGCCCUUCCCAGGCAAGAUCUCUCCAACAAUUUUUGGGUCGCCUCAAUCAGUCAGGAGCCGUGUCAGCAAGGUGCAGAAAUCGCGCGUUUGCGGGGUCUGCAACAAAAGUUUUUCCUCCGGUCAGGCGCUUGGUGGACAUAUGCGAAAACAUUGGCAAGGAGAGAAGGCAGACUCUUCUCUGGAAAAGUUGCUGCUGGAAUCAAAUUCUGGGGACGGAAUGGAGCAGGCAAGCAAUACUUCAAAAAGAAAGGGAGAUGUAGGGGAAUGCAAGCUUACUGAGUUAGCAGGUAAAGGGGAUGAAAGUGAGGCAGGUGGUAACUUGUUUCCGCCAUGCACGCAACACACAGGAUGGGAGGGGAGCAGCAGCAGGCCACACCAAGUGCAACAUCACAGUUUGUUUGGCAACAGUAUAUCGCACCUUGAGAAGGAUGACCCGCAAGAGCUCAUGCUGGCAGAAGCUUGCACUUCUGCCGUGUUUUUUCCCGGCCAUGGUGGGCUGGACUUGGAUCUUCGGCUGUAG
Molecule: messenger RNA, 1686 nt
Organism: Closterium sp. Yama58-4
Lineage: Eukaryota; Viridiplantae; Streptophyta; Zygnematophyceae; Desmidiales; Closteriaceae
Source: the annotation of a GenBank genome assembly